AUGCAGCAAAAACCGCCGGUUAGCGAUAACGAACUAAACGAAGAAUUAGCCAAUAAUUUCCCUAAAUUUUUUCUAGAAGACCUGACUCACUUCCAUCGGCUCAAAAAGCCUACAAUAAUGACUGGAAUUGCUACUAAAGAUGUCGACAUAACCAUAGUAAAUAGAGAAUUUUUAGAGGAAGUUCAUGAAAUUUUGAGAAAAUUGGUGGAUGCUACCGAUUUAACUCCUUUUAGUGAUGAAGAAAUUACCAAUUUUUUAAAUGAAACAAGGAAGUCAAAACUGCCAAUCGGCACCGAAGAUCGAGAUAUCAGCACUAGUGAAUUUGAAAUUCUUGGCAACAAGAAGGCUAAAUAUAAAAAAGAUUAUGAGAUAGAAUUAUUGGUUCACCAAAAAGCCAUGGUCGACCAAGCCAUCACAAUUAAGGAAAAAAUUGCUAAAAGUGAAAAUUAUAAAGAUUUUGAGAAUGAUGGUGAAAAUAUAAACCCUCUUCUCCAAAAAAUUGGCAAAUUGGACGAUAAACUACUUCCUGGCGAGCUAAAAAAUACUACUUUAUCAAGGGUGUUUGAAGAGAGAAAGCUAGUUGUUUGA
This is a messenger RNA of Paraglomus occultum, 588 nucleotides long. NCBI's taxonomy places the organism in Eukaryota, Fungi, Glomeromycota, Glomeromycetes, Paraglomerales, Paraglomeraceae. The record is from the annotation of a GenBank genome assembly.